Messenger RNA from Tarenaya hassleriana, 1696 nucleotides. RefSeq lists its product as uncharacterized. Lineage: Eukaryota; Viridiplantae; Streptophyta; Magnoliopsida; Brassicales; Cleomaceae. The transcript has 6 exons. The record is from RefSeq and is a predicted model, not a curated record. The coding region runs from base 202 to 1680 and encodes 492 amino acids.
GCCAAAAAAAAAAAACUCCAAACUUUUUUUUUUUGUUCACUCAUUCUCCAUAAAUCUCUCUCUAUCUCUCUCUUCGGGUGAUUGUGUUGAAACUUCGAUAGAUAUCUCUCAAUCUAUCUGUGUGUACGUAUAUACAUAUAUACACAGAGAGAGAGAGAGAGAGAUUGCACAGAGAGAGAGAGAGGGAGGGAGAGAUCUGCAAUGGAGUACGAGAGGAUAGAGAAGGUUCAGCAGAAGGGCAUAAUCUCGCCCACGAAGCUGCGAAUGAAGCUGAUGGGUCCUCACCAUAACAGGAAGAAAGAAGGAUCCAACGGUAAUUCCUCGAGGACUUCUCCUUCGCGGCUCGAUGUUCCAGAGGACGCUGAAUUGGCCAAGAACAGCUUAUUAGCCUCAAGUUCCGAUGAUACCCGCCACGUUCCAGUUGCGGUUUCGAAUGCGGAUGUCGGGGAAGUGAACCUGCCGAGUGAGCCGGAGUCGGGCCAGCAUUGCGGCGGGGGAGCCCGAGAGAUGGAUCGGACGAGAUUCCAGCAAUUCCGGAAGGGCGAUUUGAGCAUUGUUCACCCGAUGAGACAGCUGGAGGAAGAGAAUCUCGAUUAUGACAGCAAUGCUAGCUCGUCGAGUUUCGAGUUUCCCGAUGGCGGCGAACGUUCCAACAGAAAUCCCGUCCCGGUGUCUUACCCGAGACAGAUACCGUCCAAGUGGAAUGAUGCCGAGAAGUGGAUAAUGAACCGACAGAAUGUGGCGAAGAAGAAUGGAUCUUUAUGUGGACAGGGAAACCGGUUGCCAGUAAGAGUCGCCCCCGAGAAUGCAGGUUUCGAGCAUAACAACCCGAGGGCAGCUGCGGGCCCCGAGAAGUUCCCGUCGCUUUCCUUCAUGUCGGGAAAUCAGCCCGCACAUAGCAAAAAUCUCGGCGAGACGAAGAAUUCAUCACAUGAUACAACAGCAGCUGGCCCGACAGUGCGUUCGGUCUGCAUGAGAGACAUGGGAACCGAAAUGACACCUGUAGCGAGUCAAGAACCUUCGAGAACUGCAACACCCGUCGGGGCAGUAACCCCUCUCCGCAGCCCAAAUUCUUCUCUUCCGUCGACUCCCCGAGCCAUGGGCCAAGAAGAGCCGUCGUCGUCUUUGUCGCAAGACCCGUCGGGGAGCGGGAAAAAGGAACUGUCGGAGCAAGAAAUCAAGGUGAGGACGAGAAGAGAGAUAGUAGCUCUCGGGGUUAAGCUAGGGAAGAUGAACAUUGCGGCUUGGGCGAGUAAAGAAGACGGGCAGAAUGAUAACAAUAACCCGGAUUCCAUCAGGAAAGAACCGAAUGUCGAGGAGGUUCAGAGGAUCGAGUAUGAAAAACGGGCUGCCUCGUGGGAAGAAGCCGAGAAAUCGAAGCAUACUGCAAGGUAUAAGCGCGAGGAAAUCAAGAUUCAAGCAUGGGAGAGUCAGCAGAAAGCGAAACUCGAGGCAGAAAUGCGGCGGAUAGAGGCGAAAGUCGAGCAGAUGAAAGCUCAAGCAGAAGCGAAGAUGGUGAAGAAAAUCGCGAUGGCGAGACAAAGGUCCGAAGAGAAGCACGCUGCUGCGGAAGCAAGGAAGGCCCGAGACGCCGAGAUGGCAGCAGCUCAAGCUGAGUAUAUCCGCCAAACCGGCCGAAUUCCGGCUUCCGGUUACAUGUGCUGUGGUUGGUUCUCAUGAGAUUGAUGUGUUGUCU